Molecule: messenger RNA, 1848 nt
Organism: Geodia barretti
Lineage: Eukaryota; Metazoa; Porifera; Demospongiae; Tetractinellida; Geodiidae
Source: the annotation of a GenBank genome assembly
AUGGGACGGGAGCCUCACCCCCUGGGAGGGAACGCGGCCCAGUACCUGGCGGGCACCCAGGCCGCGACUUCCGGCAUGGGCGCGCUGAUGGGAGCAGCCCUCCACGGCAUCGGCCAGCAUGUGGACGUCUCCAUGCAGGAGACCCUGUUGGGCGCGGUCGACGGCAGGCUGCUCUUCACCGAGUACACCAAGGAGGUCGCAACUCGCGGCGACAACCCGGCCGCGGGGUUCCAGUUCUGCCAGGACGGGGACGACCUGGACGCGAUUAUCCUCCCCUGGCUGCUUGACCGGAGCAAGUACCAGAUCGCCGAGGCCGCCCAGGCCGAAGGGGUCUUCGCCGCGCCGGUGCUGGACGUCGGCGAGGUGGUGGAGAGCGAGCACUUCGCCAGCCGGGGCUACUUCGUCGAGGUGGACCACCCGGAGACCGGCCCCGUCAGGUACGGAGGCGCUCCCUUCCAGAUGAGAGAGACGCCGUGGGACAUACGCCGUCCUCCUCCCCUGCUGGGGCCAGCACAACGUGGAGAUAUACUGCGACCGCCUGGGUCGCACAAAAGAGGACCUGGUCAAGUACCGCCAGACCGGGGUUAUCUAGGAGACCUCACCACCAAGGAGGGACCGGACAUGACAAAGCUGCCUUUGGAGGGAAUCCGAAUCCUCGACGCUACGGACGUUUGGGCCGGGCCGUACACCUGCACCCUGCUGGGAGACCUUGGCGCAGAGGUCAUCAAAGUCGACAGCAUACAGCGCUUCGGCAGCCGCGGCCAGCUCAACCCGCCGGACACCCGCCCGGACGGCACGCCGCCGGUCAUGUGGGCUUACCCCGACGGUGUGCCGAGGACGCCGGGCACCCAGCCCUGGAACCGCGUCGCUCUCUACAACGGCAUCAAUCGCAACAAGCUGGGCAUAACUCUGAACCUGCGCGACCCACAGGGCAAGGACCUCUUCAAGCGACUUGCCUCCAUCAGCGACGUGGUCAUCGAUAACUACGCUACCGGGGUCUUCGCCAGGCUUGGCCUGGGCUACGAGGACCUGAAGGAGGUCAAGGAGGACAUCAUCGUGAUCUCCAUGCCCCUCUUUGGCAACUACGGGACCUACUCCCAAUACAAGGGGCUGGGCAGCACUGCCGAUCCCAUCUCCGGCCACGCCACGCUGCGAGGCUACCUGGGCGAGGACCCCACGGGGCUUCAGGGCACCGUCCACUCCGACGCCGUCGCCUCUUCCACCGCGCCCUUCGCCGCAAUGGCCGCCAUCUUCUAUCGCAACCGCACGGGCAAGGGCCAGUUCAUCGACUUCGGUCAGUGCGAGGCCUACAUGGGCCACCUGGGAGAGGUAUACCUGGACUAUACGAUGAACGGCCGCGUCCAGGGCACCCGCGGCAACAGGCACGAGUCCGCCGCGCCCCACGGCUGCUACCGUGCGAAGGGCGACGACUCCUGGGUGAUCAUCGCCGUCACCAACGACGAGGAGUGGGAGCGGUUCUGCCAGGCCAUCGGCAAUCCCGCCCUGGACGGAAGACCCGCGCUUCGCCACGUCCCUCGACCGCCACGCCAACCAGGACGCGCUGGACGAUCUGGUUGGCAGUGGACCGUGCAGCGCACGACCACUACGAGAUCAUGCGCCUGCUGCAGUCGGUCACCUCACCCUCAACGCGGACGCACCGCUACCCCGGCGUGGUGUGGAAUCUCCGAGACGCCUCUGAGCAUCCGCAUCCCCGCCAACUGCCUGGGCGAGCACAACGAGCACGUCUUCGGGAACCUGCUUGGCCUGUCCUGGACCAGGCAACGAGUAGCGCAGUACUGUAGAAGCCGACCAGAUCAGCGCAAGAGUACCAUCCGGGCUGACCAGUAG